AUGGCAGGUGUAAGCAUUAUCUGUGCAUCAUCAGAGAGGAGGGAAGUAUGCUUUGCCCAAGGGCAACUGUGUCAGGUUGCACUGAGAAGGCAGCAAGCUCAGGAAGAGGAACUGGGAAUCAACUGCCCAGUGCCCUUGCCCAGUGCUCCUGAGACGUUUGUUAAGAAGAGCAGUGGUGGCAGUUCUUGUCUCCUGUUGGAAAGCAGCAGCCCUGCGCACUCGACAAGUACAGUCAUGACGGCAGCUAGCACACUGUCAGAGGGACGGAUGGUCAUUCAGGACAUCCCUUCCAUCCCCAGCAGAGGGCACUUGGAGAGCACAUCUGAUUUAGUUGUGGACUCCACCUACUACAGCAGUUUUUACCAGCCGUCCCUGUAUCCUUACUAUAACAACCUAUACAACUACUCUCAAUACCAAAUGGCAGUGGCCAGUGAGCCCUCCUCAAGUGAGAUGGGGGGUCCAAUUGUAGGGUCAGCCAUGAAAAACAGUCUUCGAAGCCUCCCAGCAACAUACUUGCCAAGCCAGUCAGGAAAACAGUGGCAGGUGAAGAGCAUGGACAGCCACCACGCCAUUGGCUCCCAGUACCACAUGUGCUCCUACUACCCACCUGCUUCCUACCUGGGACAGGGGGUCAGCGGUCCCACAUGCUUCCCACAAAUCCUGACCUCUGAGGACAUCCCUUCCUCCUCAGAGUCAAAAGCAAGAGUGUUUUCGCCACCCAGCAGCCAGGACUCCGACCUGGGGUGCCUGUCUAGCAGCGAGAGCACAAAGGGGGACCUGGAAUGCGAGCCCCGCCUGGAGCCCGGCACCUUCUCCGUGAGCCGCGUCCUAGACGGCAGCGAAUAG
Athene cunicularia (burrowing owl) is the source of this 846-nucleotide messenger RNA. RefSeq names its product doublesex and mab-3 related transcription factor 1 (gene DMRT1). Gene Ontology annotation, cellular component: nucleus. The record is from RefSeq and is a predicted model, not a curated record. NCBI's taxonomy places the organism in Eukaryota, Metazoa, Chordata, Aves, Strigiformes, Strigidae. The coding region runs from base 1 to 846 and encodes 281 amino acids. Gene Ontology annotation, molecular function: RNA polymerase II cis-regulatory region sequence-specific DNA binding; DNA-binding transcription factor activity, RNA polymerase II-specific. Gene Ontology annotation, biological process: sex differentiation; regulation of transcription by RNA polymerase II. The transcript has 6 exons.